This is a messenger RNA of Gorilla gorilla gorilla (western lowland gorilla), 2853 nucleotides long. It is a transcript of the gene MTARC1, whose product is annotated as mitochondrial amidoxime reducing component 1. Lineage: Eukaryota; Metazoa; Chordata; Mammalia; Primates; Hominidae. Bases 254 to 1267 code for a protein of 337 amino acids. Gene Ontology annotation, cellular component: mitochondrial inner membrane. Gene Ontology annotation, biological process: nitrate metabolic process. The record is from RefSeq and is a predicted model, not a curated record. Gene Ontology annotation, molecular function: molybdenum ion binding; nitrate reductase activity; molybdopterin cofactor binding. The transcript has 7 exons.
AGGGCACAGCGCCCUGCAGCGCAGGCGACGCAAGGUUGCAGAGGCAGUGGGGCGCCGACCACGUGGAAGCUGAGCCACCACCUCCCACUCCCCGCACCGCCCCCCAGAAGGACGCACUGCUCUGAUUGGCCCGGAAGGGUUCAGGAGUUGCCUACCCUUUGGGCUCGGGGCCAAAGGCCGCACUUUCUUCCAGCGGCCCCGGGCGACCGGCGCGCUCCGGCCUUGCCGCCGCCACCUCGCGGAGAAGCCAGCCAUGGGCGCCGCCGGCUCCUUCGCGCUGGCGCGCUUUUUCCUCCUCGCGCAAUCCCGGCCCGGGUGGCUCGGGGUCGCCGCUCUGGGCCUGACCGCGGUGGCGCUGGGGGCUGUCGCCUGGCGCCGCGCAUGGCCCACGCGGCGCCGGCGGCUGCUGCAGCAGGUGGGCACCGUGGCGCAGCUCUGGAUCUACCCUGUGAAAUCCUGCAAGGGGGUGCCGAUGAGCGAGGCGGAGUGCACGGCCAUGGGGCUGCGCAGCGGCAACCUGCGGGACAGGUUUUGGCUUGUGAUCAACCAGGAGGGAAACAUGGUUACUGCUCGCCAGGAACCUCGCCUGGUCCUGAUUUCCCUGACCUGCGAUGGUGACACCCUGACUCUCAGUGCAGCCUACACAAAGGACCUACUACUGCCUAUCAAAACGCCCGCCACAAAUGCAGUGCACAAGUGCAGAGUGCACGGCCUGGAGAUUGAGGGCAGGGACUGUGGCGAGGCCGCCGCCCAGUGGAUAACCAGCUUCCUGAAGUCACAGCCCUGCCGCCUGGUGCACUUCGAGCCUCACAUGCGACCGAGACGUCCUCAUCAGAUAGCAGACUUGUUCCGACCCAAGGACCAGAUUGCUUACUCAGACACCAGCCCAUUCUUGAUCCUUUCUGAGGCGUCGCUGGCGGAUCUCAACUCCAGGCUAGAGAAGAAAGUUAAAGCAACCAACUUCAGGCCCAAUAUUGUAAUUUCAGGAUGCGAUGUCUAUGCAGAGGAUUCUUGGGAUGAGCUUCUUAUUGGUGAUGUGGAACUGAAAAGGGUGAUGGCUUGUUCCAGAUGCAUUUUAACCACAGUGGACCCAGACACCGGUGUCAUGAGCAGGAAGGAACCGCUGGAAACACUGAAGAGUUAUCGCCAGUGUGACCCUUCAGAACGAAAGUUAUAUGGAAAAUCACCACUCUUUGGGCAGUAUUUUGUGCUGGAAAACCCAGGGACCAUCAAAGUGGGAGACCCUGUGUACCUGCUGGGCCAGUAAUGGGAACCGUAUGUCCUGGAAUAUUAGACGCCUUUUAAAAAUAUUCUCAAAAAUGACAACACUUGAAGCAUGGUGUUUCAGAACUGAGACCUCUACAUUUUCUUUAAAUUUGUGAUUUUCACAUUUUUCCUCUUUUGGACUUCUGGUGUCUCAAUGCUUCAAUGUCCCAGUGCAAAAAGUAAAGAAAUAUAGUCUCAAUAACUUAGUAGGACUUCAGUAAGUCACUUAAAUGACAAGAGAGGAUUCUGAAAACUCCCCGUUUAACUGAUUAUGGAAUAGUUCUUUCUCCUGCUUCUCCGUUUAUCUACCAAGAGCGCAGACUUGCAUCCUGUCACUACCACUCAUUAGAGAAAGAGAAGAAGAGAAAGAGGAAGAGUAGGCGGGCUGGAAGAAUGUCCUAGAAUGUGUUAUUGCCCCUGUUCAUGAGGUACGCAAUGAAAAUUAAAUUGCUCCCCAAAUAUGGCUGGAAUGCCACUUCCCUUUUCUUCUCAAGCCCCGGGCUAGCUUUUGAAAUGGCAUAAAGACUGAGGUGACCUUCAGGAAGCACUGCAGAUAUUAAUUUUCCAUAGAUCUGGAUCUGGCCCUGCUGCUUCUCAGACAGCAUUGGAUUUCCUAAAGGUGCUCAGGAGGAUGGUUGUGUAGUCAUGGAGGACCCCUGGAUCCUUGCCAUUCCCCUCAGCUAAUGACGGAGUGCUCCUUCUCCAGUUCUGGGUGAAAAAGUUCUGAAUUCUGUGGAGGAGAAGAAAAGUGAUUCAGUGAUUUCAGAUAGACUACUGAAAACCUUUAAAGGGGGAAAAGGAAAGCAUAUGUCAGUUGUUUAAAACCCAAUAUCUAUUUUUUAACUGAUUGUAUAACUCUAAGAUCUGAUGAAGUAUAUUUUUUAUUGCCAUUUUGUCCUUUGAUUAUAUUGGGAAGUUGACUAAACUUGAAAAAUGUUUUUAAAACUGUGAAUAAAUGGAAGCUACUUUGACUAGUUUCAGAUCUUACUAACUUCUUGGCACAAAGUUAGACUGUGAAAGCUGACUGAGGCUGGGCACAGGGGCUCAUGCCUGUAAUUCCAGCACUUUGGAAGGCCAAGGUGGGAGGAUGGCUUGAGCCUAGGAGUUUGAGACCAGCCCAGAAAAUAUAAUGGGAUCCUGUCUCUACAGAAUUUUUUUAAAAUGCACUCGGUGUGGUGGUGUGUGCCUGCAGUCCUGGCUAUGGCUACUUGGGAGGAUGAGGUAGAAGGAUUGGUUGAGCCCAGGAGCGGGAGAUUGAGGCUGCAGUGAGCUAUGAUUGCACCACUACACUCCAGCCUGAGUGAUAGAGUGAGACCCUAUCUCUAAAAAAGAAAAAGGAAAAAAAAAGAAGGCUGACUGAGGUGAAUGGGCAAAGCCAGUAAUUCUGACACCUGACCACAGCUGGGCCUUCUGCAUAAUGGACCUGCUCACCCACAGCCUCCCAGGCAAGCACCCACCUUUGAAGGACUAUCAAGUCAACAUACUUUUUACCAAAAGCUGCACAUUUUUCACUUUGAUUUUAUAAAAGAGGUCAGUAAUCGCUGAAAUCUAGCUGAGCCCUGAAGUAAAGUUCUGAGCAAAGAGGUG